Molecule: messenger RNA, 3436 nt
Organism: Pomacea canaliculata
Lineage: Eukaryota; Metazoa; Mollusca; Gastropoda; Architaenioglossa; Ampullariidae
Exons: 4
Coding region: 519-1004 (161 amino acids)
Source: RefSeq, a predicted model, not a curated record
ACCCUCGUCUGAUCACCCCCACGUCUCAUCCCCAUCCCUCCCCACCCCGUGCCGCGCGACAGAACACCGAGUCCGGACUGUCGAAACUGAGCAUCUCUCUGCCUCCUGACUAUCUGUGCUCCUAUCGCUGGUAGACAUUCUUCGGGUGUCAGAAGCAAGGUAGGCUGGUCCCACCCGGCGCAAACCUUGAGCUCAACACUCAGGUAUUUGCACAAACUCUCGUCUGCUUCUCUACAGCGGAGAAUCCCAGCUGGCUGUAACUUUUCGAUUUUAUUAAGAUGAGACUAAAAUCGCCAUAAACAAGGAUGAGAUGAAGAGAGUGGUUGUGUUGUCUCUGAUGUUCACGAUCGUUUGGAAUUUCGUCAUUCGUCCUGCUCAGGUGUUUUUCUUGUGAAGUUGGAGGUGAAUUCCAGUCUUCCACCCAUCAUCGACACUAAAAGAUUUAAUAUUGAAGGCUUUUUCUGUGGAUAAUUCGUCUUCUAAGUUUUCAUCGCUCGCACCUCUAUAUCCGCUCAGCUAUGGCUCAACCUUGCCGCUCAGCGACAGCGAUGUUUGUCGUCAUGACCUUUGCACUCUUGACAGCGGUGUCCAGGAGCCAGGCGGCCCACGAAAAUGACAAAUGUGACAACGUGGCUUCUUGCCUCCCACCCGACCCCACUUCAGGAGACCCCACAGAACUGUGCAGCAUCUUCCUCAAGUCCGUGGCUUGUAUGGGCGAUGCGCUGGACGCGUGCCGGAGGAUCCCCAACUUCUCUGAAGACCUUCUGGCCGAGUCCGAGGCCCGCAUCAUGGAGCUGCGCACGGAACUGACCGCCCUCAACUGUGUGGACGAUGCAACCUUCAGUGAGCCCAUGCUAGAUGACAGCACCUACAGUCAAGUGGAAUCCGACAUGUCCGACAUGUCCGACAGGGUGGAUACAAGGCCAGGAGCUGCCAGCCAUGUCCUCGUCAACACAGCUGUCAUUGUCCUCACCUCUUGUAUCAGUUUACUCCACACCACGUGAAAUACUUGCUGCCAGACUGACAGCCUGCCUCAGAUCCUCAUACUACUCAGUAUAUACUGAUCAACUUGUCUAUUUAUUACAACCUUCAGACAUUUUGAGAUGAUUUCGUGUAUUUGUUUUUAACAAUGUCUCCCCUCCCCUCCCCUCGCCACCCACCCUUUUCUUUGCCGUUGUGUGCCAUUAUCGGUUGUUACCUCCCUCUGCACAUAUCAUUUUCCAUCUGUGCCUUUAUCGAUGAGACCAUCAGCAAAUGUUUAUGUGCAGCUGUAUUUCACUAGUUCCGCUUGGUGUCAGUUUGUUCUGUCUCUAGAAGAUGCUCGGCACAGGAUCAACCGCCUGUGAAACCCUUCAAAGCUAACGGCGAAAACUGGACAUCGGGUGACAUCGUGUCCUCCAUUGCUUCCACAUUUCUCUGAAAUAUAUUAUGUGUCCUUGCAGUCAUCGAGCGAUGACAGCCUUACUGCAGUCUGGAGAUCAUUAUGAGCUCCAUGGACGAGUACAGGUGGAUUGCUGUCUGCCGAGACCAAGGCUUAGCCUCUUGCGAAGUUAUCCGCUGUUAGUCUCGGCGAGCCUGAACAAUGAAUGUGACUAAAAUGGAAGCUUUGUAGUCUCAUGCCUCGUUUUAGUAGUUAAUUGGAAAAAAAAAUCGUCUGCCAGCAGUCCAGUAAUACAAGUUCGUGGUCCACCGUACUGAUGCUUUGGAAUGCAAAGAUAACGAAGAAGAGAGAGAUUAUCAAACAGAGCGAACAAUAAAUACAGGGAAAAUAAAACUAAGGCACAAAAUAAACGUAAUGACAACAUGAAAUAUCGGGAAGGGGAUAAAAAAAAUGUUUAUGAGGUUCAAAUGCCAGGGAUUUUGCAAAAGGCAAAAACGUUUUGCGUGUGUGUGUGUGAGAGAGAGACAAAUUGUGAAAUGUUUGAGUGUGACCACUGACGUCCGUGCGAGGACAGUUGUCUUCCCUCGCGCUCUCUCGUAAAGGACUUUGUUACCCGGAUGUCAAAUACGUUCUGGGUAGAUCAACCACGGCGCAUGCGCAGAUUCAAACAGACGGGUCUGUGGCGCCAGCCUGACCAGCAGUCCGUUCAUGCGUGUGACAGCAAGGUGCACGUGAUGUCCACCUGCCACCAGCCAUCUUUAGUUUCCUAGCGUUACGUCUGUCGCGCUACACCCGGGGUGGGGAACGGCCCACCCGCAGAAUCCUUUGAUUCGGCCCGCCGACCCAAGCGCUGAUUUCAGUAAAUCUGUACGAUAUCUUUCAUAGCAACAUAAAUUUGUAUUAAGUGCAUCCUAUUAACAUAAAUUUUGAGGGACAGGCAAGAAACGUCUAUCAGGGGAUAGACAAGACAUACACGGGACACACUCGCGUGCUUCGGGUCGGCUUCCCACGCCCUGUAUGGGCGAGUUGGGAGACAUUCAUGUGUGUGACCUCCACCCCGAGCCGAGAGUAGACCAGUUCCAGUUAAUGUCGUCUGUUGAUAAGUGUAGCCUUCUUCAACCAUGUCGGCUCAUACAGUGUAAAACAGUCGAAAUUGUUGUGUACAGUUCAGGCUUACAAAUGUCCAACAUUAUCCUGUCAUGGAUUCCCAGAAGAUGAGUAAAUGAAAAUGUUUUGCCUGGAAAAUAUUCGUGUAUGUUGAUGAGUUUUUUUGGUUCAUGUGCAAGCAUUUCUGUGUGUAGUAUGUGUGUAGAAACUUUGUAAAUGUCAUGAACCCUCCAUUAGGAUAUACGUGUACUAGACAGGUAUUAUUAUUAUUCACAACCACAAACAGAAAAUUGUGCAUUAUGAAUAACAAAUUUUGUUACUAUAUAUAGUCUUCUCUAGGAACUUUCUACUUAUAAACAUUUUUUACAGACCUCAGUUGUUUCACUAUUCUCUUCAUGGGAGUAGAGAAUAUUUUAGUCAUCUAGUCAACAAAAGGCGGCUCGUGGGGACUCAGAGGACAGUAGUGCCCUCCAGACUGGCAAUGUACAGGUUCACAAGUAUCAACACACUGAUCAAAUCGUGCAGACUAAUUAUUAAGUAGAUAAUUUUGUAUGGUCCGCGAAUGAUGUUAUCAGUAUCAAAGUAGACCUUGGAGGAAAAAAAGGUUGCGCACCCCAGUGUUAGACAAACAUCUGUUCGCAGUACGUUCGCUCUGUUGUAAACAUUUCCACGAGUUUUCAAACAGCUUGCUAGCGAACAUCCAUAACUGAAAAUGAAAAACGGAAAUCGCAUGAAUUGGUUAGUAUAUUGUCUCAUUUGUUUGAAUUGGUUGGUAUAUUGUCUCAUACUGUUAUCGAAUUAUCAAACAUAAGCUCAGUUUAAAUUAUUGUUUAUUAUCCUACAAAUGUCACGAGUGUCACAUACAACUUGAAAGAAAUGCUCGUUGUUGAUUUAUCAUUGCUGAAGUGCGUCUGUACAGUUAAUAAAGAUUUUUAAAACAUUUUCUUA